Molecule: messenger RNA, 9915 nt
Organism: Closterium sp. NIES-65
Lineage: Eukaryota; Viridiplantae; Streptophyta; Zygnematophyceae; Desmidiales; Closteriaceae
Source: the annotation of a GenBank genome assembly
AUGGACGCGGACGUGGACGUGGACGCGGACGUGGACGUGGACGCGGACGGGGACAUGGACGUGGACGUGGACGUGGACGUGGACAUGGACGUGGAUAUGGACGUGGACAUGGACGUGGACGUGGACGUGGACGUGGACAUGGACGUGGACGUGGACAUGGACGUGGACGUGGACAUGGACGUGGACAUGGACGUGGACGUGGUCGUGGACGUGGACGUGGAGGACUUGGACGUGGACAUGGACUUGGACAUGGACGUGGACGUGGACGUAGACGUGGAAGUGGACGUGGACGUGGACUUGGACGUGGACGUGGUCGUGGACGUGGACGUGGAGGUGGACGUGGAGGACUUGGACGUGGACAUGGACGUGGACAUGGACGUAGACGUGGACGUGGACAUGGACAUUGACGUGGACAUGGUCGUUGACGUGGUCGUGGACGUGGACGUGGACGUGGACGUGGACGUGGACGUGGACGUGGACGUGGACGUUGACGUGGACGUGGACGUGGACGUGGACGUGGACGUGGACGUGGACGUGGACGUGGACGUGGACGUGGACGUGGACGUGGACGUGGUCGUGGACGUGGACGUGGACGUGGACGUGGACGUGGACGUGGACGUCGACGUGGACAUGGACGUGGACGUGGACGUGGACGUGGACAUGGACGUGGACGUGGACGUGGACGUGGACGUGAACAUGGACGUGGACAUGGACGUGGAGGACUUGGACGUGGACAUGGACGUGGUCACGUGGACGUGGACGCGGACGUGGACGUGGACGUGGAUGGACGCGGACGUGGACGUGGACGCGGACGUGGACGUGGACGCGGACGGGGACAUGGACGUGGACGUGGACGUGGACGUGGACAUGGACGUGGAUAUGGACGUGGACAUGGACGUGGACGUGGACGUGGACGUGGACAUGGACGUGGACGUGGACGUGGACAUGGACGUGGACGUGGACAUGGACGUGGACAUGGACGUGGACGUGGUCGUGGACGUGGACGUGGAGGACUUGGACGUGGACAUGGACUUGGACAUGGACGUGGACGUGGACGUAGACGUGGAAGUGGACGUGGACGUGGACGUGGAUGUGGAGGACUUGGACGUGGACGUGGACGUGGUCGUGGACGUGGACGUGGAGGUGGACGUGGAGGACUUGGACGUGGACAUGGACGUGGACAUGGACGUAGACGUGGACGUGGACAUGGACAUUGACGUGGACAUGGUCGUGGACGUGGUCGUGGACGUGGACGUGGACGUGGACGUGGACGUUGACGUGGACGUGGACGUGGACGUGGACGUGGACGUGGACGUGGACGUGGACGUGGUCGUGGACGUGGACGUGGACGUGGACGUGGACGUGGACGUCGACGUGGACGUCGACGUGGACAUGGACGUGGACGUGGACGUGGACGUGGACGUGGACGUGGACGUGGACGUGAACAUGGACGUGGACAUGGACGUGGAGGACUUGGACGUGGACAUGGACGUGGACGUGGACAUGGACGUGGACAUGGACGCGGACGUGGACGUGGAAGUAGAUGUAGACAUGGACAUGGACAUGGACGUGGACAUGGACAUGGACAUGGACGUGGACAUGGACGUGGACGUGGACGUGGACAUGGACGUGGACGUGGACGUGGACGUGGCCUUGGACGUGGACAUGGAUGUGGACAUGGACGUGGACGUGGACAUGGACGUGGACCAGGACGUGGACGUGGACGUGGACGCGGACGUGGACGUGGACGUGGACGUGGACGACUUGGACGUGGACAUGGACGUGGACAUGGACGUGGACGUGGACGUAGACGUGGACGUGGACGUGGACGUGGACGUGGACGUGGAGGACUUGGACGCGGACAUGGACGUGGACGUGGACGUGGACGUGGACGUGGACGUGGUCGUGGACGUGGACGUGGACGUGGAGGACUUGGACGUGGACAUGGACGUGGACGUGGACGUGGACGUGGACAUGGUCGUGGACGUGGUCGUGGACGUGGACGUGGACGUGGUCGACUUGGACGUGGACAUGGACGUGGUCGUGGACAUGGACGUGCACAUGGACAUGAACAUGGACAUGGACGUGGACAUGGACGCGGACGUGGACGUGGACGUGGACGUGGACAUGGACGUGGACGUGGACGUGGACAUGGACAUGGACAUGGACGGGGACAUGGACGUGGACGUGGACGUGGACAUGGACGUGGACGUGGACGUGGACGUGGACGUGGACGUGGACAUGGACGCGGACGUGGACGUGGACGUGGACGACUUGGACGUGGACAUGGACGUGGACAUGGACGUGGACGUGGACGUGGACGUGGACAUGGACGUGGACUUGGACGUGGACAUGGACAUGGACAUGGACGUGGACGUGGACGUAGACGUGGACUUGGACGUGGAGGACUUGGACGUGGACAUGGACGUGGACGUGGACGUGGACGUGGACGUGGACGUGGUCGUGGACGUGGACGUGGACGUGGAGGACUUGGACACCUGGACGUGGACGUGGACAUGGACUGUGGACGUCGACGUGGACCUGGACGUGGACGUGGACCUGGUCGUGGACGUGGACGUGGACGUGGACGUGGUCGUGGACGUGGACGUCGACGUGGACGUGGACGUGGACGUAGACGUGGACGUGGACGUUGACGUGGACGUGGACAUGGACGUGGACGUGGACGACUUGGACGUGGACAUGGACGUGGUGGUGGACAUGGACGUGCACAUGGAAAUGAACAUGGACAUGGACGUGGACAUGGACGUGGACGUGGACGUGGACGUGGACGUGGACAUGGACGUGGACGUGGACGUGGACAUGGACAUGGACAUGGACGGGGACAUGGACGUGGACGUGGACGUGGACAUGGACGUGGACGUGGACGUGGACGUGGACGUGGACGUGGACAUGGACGCGGACGUGGACGUGGACGUGGACGUGGACGACUUGGACGUGGACAUGGACGUGGACGUGGACGUGGACGUAGACGUGGACGUGGAUGUGGACGUGGACGUGGACGCGGACGUGGAGAACUUGGACGUGGACGUGGACGUGGUCGUGGACGUGGACGUGGACGUGGACGUGGAGGACUUGGACGUGGACAUGGACGUGGACAUGGACGUGGACGUGGACGUGGACGUGGACAUGGACGUGGACAUGGUCGUGGACGUGGUCGUGGACGUGGACGUGGACGUGGACGUGGACGUCGACGUCGACGUUGACAUGGACGUCGAUGUGGACGUCGACGUAGACCUGGACAUGGACGUGGACGUGGACAUGGACAUGGACGUGGACGUGGACGUGGACGUGGACGUGUACAUGGACGUGAACAUGGACGUGGUCGUGGACAUGGACGUGGUCGUGGACAUGGACGAGGACAUGGACAUGGACAUGGACAUGGACGUGGACGUGGACAUGGACGUGGAUGCGGACGUGGACGUCGACGUGGACGUGGACGUGGACGUGGAUAGACGGGGACACGUGGACGUGGACGUGGACGUGGAGGUGGAGGUGGACGUGGACGUGGAUGUGGACGUGGUCGUGGACGUGGACGUGGACGUGGACGUGGACGUGGACAUGGACGUGGACGUGGACGUGGACGUGGACGUCGACGUGGACGUCGACGUGGACAUGGACGUGGACGUGGACGUGGACGUGGACAUGGACGUGGAUGUGGACGUGGACGUGGACGUGAACAUGGACGUGGACAUGGACGUGGAGGACUUGGACGUGGACAUGGACGUGGUCGUGGACAUGGACGUGGACAUGGACAUGGACAUGGACAUGGACAUGGACGUGGACGUGGACAUGGACGUGGACAUGGACGCGGACGUGGACGUGGAAGUGGAUGUAGACAUGGACAUGGACAUGGACGUGGACAUGGACAUGGACAUGGACGUGGACAUGGACGUGGACAUGGACGUGGACAUGGACGUGGACGUGGACGUGGACGUGGCCUUGGACGUGGACAUGGACGUGGACGUGGACGUGGACGUGGACAUGGACGUGGACCUGGACGUGGACGUGGACGUGGACGUGGACGCGGACGUGGACGUGGACGUGGACGUGGACGACUUGGACGUGGACAUGGACGUGGACAUGGACGUGGACGUGGACGUAGACGUGGACGUGGACGUGGUCGUGGACGAGGACUUGGACAUGGACGUGGACGUGGACGUGGACGUGGACGUGGAGGACUUGGACGUGGACAUGGACGUGGACGUGGACGUGGACGUGGACGUGGACAUGGUCGUGGACGUGGUCGUGGACGUGGACGUGGACGUGGUCGUGGACGUAGACCUGGACGUGGACGUGGACCUGGACGUGGACGUGGACGUGGUCGUGGACGUGGACGUGGACGUGGACGUGGACGUGGACGUGGUCGUGGACGUGGACGUGGACGUGGACGUGGACAUGGUCGUGGACGUGGUCGUGGACGUGGACGUGGACGUGGACGUGGUCGUGGACGUAGACCUGGACGUGGACGUGGACCUGGACGUGGACGUGGACGUGGUCGUGGACGUGGACGUGGACGUGGACGUGGACGUGGACGUGGUCGUGGACGUGGACGUGGACGUGGACGUGGACGUGGACAUGGACGUGGACGUGGACGACUUGGACGUGGACAUGGACGUGGUCGUGGACAUGGACGUGGACAUGGACAUGGACAUGGACGUGGACGUGGACGUGGACAUGGACGUGGACAUGGACGCGGACGUGGACGUGGAACUGGACGUAGACAUGGACAUGGACAUGGACGUGGACAUGGACAUGGACAUGGACAUGGACGUGGACAUGGACGUGGACGUGGACAUGGACGUGGACGUGGACGUGGACGUGGCCUUGGACGUGGACAUGGACGUGGACGUGGACGUGGACGUGGCCUUGGACGUGGACAUGGACGUGGACGUGGACGUGGACAUGGACGUGGACCUGGACGUGGACGUGGACGUGGACGUGGACGCGGACGUGGACGUGGACGUGGACGUGGACGUGGACGCGGACGUGGACGUGGACGUGGACGUGGACGCGGACGUGGACGUGGACGGGGACAUGGACGUGGACAUGGACGUGGACGUGGACGUGUACGUGGACAUGGACGUGGACAUGGACGUGGACAUGGACGUGGACAUGGACGUGGACGGGGACGUGGACGUGGACAUGGACGUGGACGUGGACAUGGACGUGGACAUGGACGUGGACGUGGUCGUGGACGUGGACGUGGAGGACUUGGACGUGGACAUGGACGUGGACAUGGACGUGGACGUGGACGUAGACGUGGACGUCGACGUGGACGUGGUCGUGGACGAGGACUUGGACAUGGACGUGGACGUGGACGUGGACGUGGACGUGGAGGACUUGGACGUGGACAUGGACGUGGACGUGGACGUGGACGUGGACGUGGACAUGGUCGUGGACGUGGUCGUGGACGUGGACGUGGACGUGGUCGUGGACGUAGACCUGGACGUGGACGUGGACCUGGACGUGGACGUGGACGUGGUCGUGGACGUAGACGUGGACGUGGACGUGGUCGUGGACGUGGACGUGGACGUGGACGUGGACAUGGACGUGGACGUGGACGUGGACAUGGUCGUGGACGUGGUCGUGGACGUGGACGUGGACGUGGUCGUGGACGUAGACCUGGACGUGGACGUGGACCUGGACGUGGACGUGGACGUGGUCGUGGACGUGGACGUGGACGUGGACGUGGUCGUGGACGUGGACGUGGAUGUGGACGUGGACGUGGACGUGGACGUGGACGUGGACAUGGACGUGGACGUGGACGACUUGGACGUGGACAUGGACGUGGUCGUGGACAUGGACGUGGACAUGGACAUGGACAUGGACAUGGACGUGGACGUGGACGUGGACAUGGACGUGGACAUGGACGCGGACGUGGACGUGGAACUGGACGUAGACAUGGACAUGGACAUGGACGUGGACAUGGACAUGGACAUGGACAUGGACGUGGACAUGGACGUGGACGUGGACGUGGACAUGGACGUGGACGUGGACGUGGACGUGGCCUUGGACGUGGACAUGGACGUGGACGUGGACGUGGACGUGGACAUGGACGUGGACCUGGACGUGGACGUGGAAUCCGACGUGGACGUGGACGCGGACGUGGACGUGGAUGGACGCGGACGUGGACGUGGACGUGGACGUGGACGCGGACGUGGACGCGGACGUGGACGUGGAUGGACGCGGACGUGGACGUGGACGUGGACGCGGACGUGGACGCGGACGUGGACGUGGAUGGACGCGGACGUGGACGUGGACGUGGACGUGGACGUGGACGUGGACGCGGACGUGGACGUGGACGGGGACAUGGACGUGGACGUGGACGUGGACGUGGACAUGGACGUGGACGUGGACAUGGACGUGGACAUGGACGUGGACGUGGACGUAGACGUGGACGUGGACGUGGACGACUUGGACGUGGACGUGGACGUGGUCGUGGACGUUGACGUGGACGUGGACGUGGUCGUGGACGUGGACGUGGACGUGGACGUGGAGGACUUGGACGUGGACAUGGACGUGGACGUGGACGUGGACGUGGACAUGGUCGUGGACGUGGUCGUGGACGUGGACGUGGACGUGGUCACCUGGACGUGGACGUGGACAUGGACUGUGGACGUGGACGUGGACCUGGACGUGGACGUGGACGUGGUCGUGGACGUGGACGUGGACGUAGACGUGGACGUGGUCGUGGACGUGGACGUGGACGUGGACGUGGACGUCGACGUGGACGUGGACAUGGACGUGGACGUGGACAUGGACGUGGAUGUGGACGUGGACGUGGACGUGGACGUGGACAUGGACGUGGACAUGGACGUGGAGGACUUGGACGUGGACAUGGACGUGGUCGUGGACAUGGACGUGCACAUGGACAUGAACAUGGACAUGGACGUGGACAUGGACGCGGACGUGGACGUGGACGUGGACGUGGACAUGGACGUGGACGUGGACGUGGACAUGGACAUGGACAUGGACGGGGACAUGGACUGGACGUGGACGUGGACGUGGAUGGACGCGGACGUGGACGUGGACCUGGACGUCGACGUGGACGUGGACGCGGACGUGGACGGGGACAUGGACGUGGACAUGGACGUGGACGUGGACGUGGACGUGGACAUGGACGUGGACAUGGACGUGGACGUGGACGUGGACGUGGACAUGGACGUGGACGUGGACAUGGACGUGGACAUGGACGUGGACGUGGUCGCGGGGACGUGGACAUGGACGUGGACGCGGACGUGGACGUGGACGUGGACGUGGACGUGGACGUGGACGUGGACGCGGACGUGGACGUGGACGUGGACGUGGACAUGGACGUGGACGUGGACCUGGACGUGGACGUGGACGUGGACGUGGACAUGGACAUGGACGUGGACGUGGACGUGGACGUGGAUGGACGUGGACGUGGACAUGGACGUGGACGCGGACGUGGACGUGGACGUGGACGUGGACAUGGACGCGGACGUGGACGUGGAACUGGACGUAGACAUGGACAUGGACAUGGACGUGGACAUGGACAUGGACAUGGACAUGGACGUGGACAUGGACGUGGACGUGGACGUGGACAUGGACGUGGACGUGGACGUGGACGUGGCCUUGGACGUGGACAUGGACGUGGACGUGGACGUGGACGUGGCCUUGGACGUGGACAUGGACGUGGACGUGGACGUGGACGUGGACAUGGACGUGGACCUGGACGUGGACGUGGACGUGGACGUGGACGCGGACGUGGACGUGGACGUGGACGUGGAUGGACGCGGACUGGAUGUGGACGUGGACAUGGACGUGGACGUGGACAUGGACGUGGACAUGGACGUGGACGUGGUCGUGGACGUGGACAUGGAGGACUUGGACGUGGACAUGGACGUGGACAUGGACGUGGACGUGGACGUAGACGUGGACGUGGACGUGGACGUGGUCAUGGACGAGGACUUGGACAUGGACGUGGACGUGGACGUGGACGUGGACGUGGAGGACUUGGACGUGGACAUGGACGUGGACGUGGACGUGGACGUGGACAUGGUCGUGGACGUGGUCGUGGACGUGGACGUGGACGUGGUCGUGGACGUAGACCUGGACGUGGACGUGGACCUGGACGUGGACGUGGACGUGGUCGUGGACGUGGACGUGGACGUGGACGUGGACGUGGACGUGGACAUGGACGUGGACAUGGUCGUGGACGUGGACGUGGACGUGGAGGUGGACAUGGUCGUGGACGUGGUCGUGGACGUGGACGUGGACGUGGACGUGGUCGUGGACGUAGACCUCGACGUGGACGUGGACCUGGACGUGGACGUGGACGUGGUCGUGGACGUGGACGUGGACGUGGACGUGGACGUGGACGUGGUCGUGGACGUGGACGUGGACGUGGACGUGGACGUGGACAUGGACGUGGACGUGGACGUGGCAUCGACGUCGACGUGGACGUGGACGUGGACGUGGACAUGGACGUGGACGUGGACGUGUACGUGGACAUGGACUUGGACGUGGACGUGGACGUGGACCUGGACGUGGACGUGGACGUGGACGUGGACAUGGACAUGGACGUGGACGUGGACGUGGACGUGGACGUGGAUGGACGUGGACGUGGACGUGGACAUGGACGCGGACGUGGACGUGGAACUGGACGUAGACAUGGACAUGGACAUGGACGUGGACAUGGACAUGGACAUGGACAUGGACGUGGACAUGGACGUGGACGUGGACGUGGACAUGGACGUGGACGUGGACGUGGACGUGGCCUUGGACGUGGACAUGGACGUGGACGUGGACGUGGACGUGGCCUUGGACGUGGACAUGGACGUGGACGUGGACGUGGACGUGGACAUGGACGUGGACCUGGACGUGGACGUGGACGUGGACGUGGACGCGGACAUGGACGUGGACGUGGACGUGGACGACUUGGACGUGGACAUGGACGUGGACAUGGACCUGGACGUGGACGUAGACGUGGACGUGGACGUGGACGUGGUCGUGGACGAGGACUUGGACAUGGACGUGGACGUGGACGUGGACGUGGAGGACUUGGACGUGGACAUGGACGUGGACGUGGACGUGGACGUGGACGUCGACAUGGUCGUGGACGUGGUCGUGGACGUGGACGUGGUCGUGGACGUAGACCUGGACGUGGACGUGGACCUGGACGUGGACGUGGACGUGGUCGUGGACGUGGACGUGGACGUGGACAUGGACGUGGACGUGGUCGUGGACGUGGACGUGGACGUGGACGUGGACGUGGACGUGGACAUGGACGUGGACGUGGACGUGGACAUGGUCGUGGACGUGGUCGUGGACGUGGACGUGGACGUGGUCGUGGACGUAGACCUGGACGUGGACGUGGACCUGGACGUGGACGUGGACGUGGUCGUGGACGUGGACGUGGACGUGGACGUGGUCGUGGACGUGGACGUGGACGUGGACGUGGACGUGGACGUGGACGUGGACGUGGACAUGGACGUGGACGUGGACGACUUGGACGUGGACAUGGACGUGGUCGUGGACGUGGACAUGGACGUGGACAUGGACGCGGACGUGGACGUGGAACUGGACGUAGACAUGGACAUGGACAUGGACGUGGACAUGGACAUGGACAUGGACAUGGACGUGGACAUGGACGUGGACGUGGACGUGGACAUGGACGUGGACAUGGACGCGGACGUGGACGUGGAACUGGACGUAGACAUGGACAUGGACAUGGACGUGGACAUGGACAUGGACAUGGACAUGGACGUGGACAUGGACGUGGACGUGGACGUGGACAUGGACGUGGACGUGGACGUGGACGUGGCCUUGGACGUGGACAUGGAUGUGGACGUGGACGUGGACAUGGACGUGGACCUGGACGUGGACGUGGAAUCCGACGUGGACGUGGACGCGGACGUGGACGUGGAUUGA